Messenger RNA from Papaver somniferum (opium poppy), 1791 nucleotides. Its product is annotated as glutamine synthetase leaf isozyme, chloroplastic. The coding region runs from base 162 to 1463 and encodes 433 amino acids. The record is from RefSeq and is a predicted model, not a curated record. The transcript has 14 exons. Gene Ontology annotation, molecular function: glutamine synthetase activity. Lineage: Eukaryota; Viridiplantae; Streptophyta; Magnoliopsida; Ranunculales; Papaveraceae. Gene Ontology annotation, cellular component: cytoplasm.
CCAAAGAAUCUUUCCCUCUCAUUAUAAACCUUCUUUUCUACACGACCUUUACCCCUUCCAUACCUCACUCUCUCUCUUUGAAACUCUGCACUACAUUGACUUCAAGUCCCAAUAAUUCUAAACCUUCAUUUCCCGGCCAUUCUCCCCGAUCUCCGGUGAAGAUGGCACAGAUUUUAGCACCUUCAUUGCAAUGUCAGAUGAAGAUAACAAAUACAACAACAAAUGCUGCAAACCCAAUUACAACAAAGAUGUGGGGUUCUCUAAUGUUUAACCAGAAAAGAAGUGGACUGACUAAAAACGCUUCUAAAUUCAAAGUUAUGGUUGUUAAAUCGGAAAACGGUACCAUCAACAGAAUGGAAGAUCUAUUAAAUUUGGAUACUACUCCCUUCACUGAUAAGAUCAUCGCCGAAUACAUCUGGAUUGGUGGAACAGGAAUUGAUAUGCGUAGCAAAUCAAGGACUAUCUCAAAGCCUGUUAAAUCUCCUGCUGACCUUCCCAAGUGGAAUUAUGACGGUUCAAGUACUGGACAAGCACCAGGAGAGGAUAGUGAAGUGAUUCUAUACCCUCAAGCAAUUUUUAAGGAUCCUUUCAGGGGUGGUAACAAUAUCUUGGUUAUAUGCGAUGCAUACACACCACAAGGGGAGCCAAUUCCAACAAACAAACGUUACAAAGCUGCUCAGAUCUUCAGUAAUCAGAAGGUCAUUGACGAAAUCCCAUGGUACGGUAUUGAGCAGGAAUACACCCUGCUCCAAUCAAAUGUGAAGUGGCCUCUUGGUUGGCCAGUUGGAGGAUUCCCCGGUCCUCAGGGUCCUUACUACUGUGCAGCUGGAGCCGACAAGUCCUUCGGAAGGGACAUUUCGGAUGCUCACUACAAAGCUUGCUUAUAUGCUGGUAUUAACAUCAGUGGCACUAAUGGAGAAGUCAUGCCUGGCCAGUGGGAGUAUCAAGUCGGUCCAAGUGUGGGCAUUGAAGCUGGAGACCAUGUUUGGUGUUCUAGAUACAUUCUUGAGAGAAUUACUGAACAAGCUGGUGUUGUUCUGUCUCUUGAUCCUAAACCAAUUGAGGGUGACUGGAAUGGUGCAGGAUGCCAUACUAAUUACAGUACAAAGAGCAUGAGAGAGGAAGGAGGAUUUGACGUGAUAAAGAAGGCAAUUCUGAAUCUGUCUCUUCGCCAUAAAGAGCAUAUUAGUGCCUACGGAGAAGGAAAUGAACGAAGGUUGACCGGAAAGCAUGAGACAGCCGACAUUAACACCUUUUCAUGGGGAGUCGCUAAUCGUGGUUGUUCAAUCCGUGUUGGACGUGACACCGAGAAAGAAGGAAAAGGUUACUUAGAGGAUCGCCGCCCAUCUUCAAACAUGGAUCCAUAUGUCGUGACAGGGCUGCUAGCAGAAAGUACUUUAUUGUGGGAACCGACGCUCGAGGCUGAAGCUCUUGCUGCCCAGAAGAUCAAAAUGAAGGUUUAAAAACUUGUUAAAAAUAUCGGUGCAAGGGACCUUGUGAUAUGGAGUAAAUGCUUGAUCAGAUGUAGCAUCUAGUCCUUUCUGUGUUUUCGUCCUUGUUUUGGAGAAACAAUCCUUGUAAAUGGUGUUCCCGGCAGUAUUUGAUGUCCAAGCAUUUGGAAAAGAAAACUCCUAUGAGGCAAGACACUUUAAUCAUUCUAUGGCCUUUUGAACAUUUUUUUCUUUCAUUCAUGGAUUUGUACAUUGUUACUGCACCACCAUUAGUUUUAUGGAAACUUGACCUACUACUCCACAGUUCUGUGGAGAUGCUUGUAGGUUCAAAAUUUCACCA